ACUUGGGGCUUGGCCCCGGCCCUAGCUCGUCGGCGGUGUAUUGGGGCGCGUGGAGGCUGCAGUCACGGUGGCGCCUGCGGGGACGGAGGAGGGAAUGAGUGAAGAGGAGCGAGGCUCCGGCACUACCACGGGCUGCGGGCUGCCCAGUAUAGAGCAAAUGCUGGCAGCCAACCCGGGCAAGACCCCGAUCAGCCUUCUGCAGGAGUAUGGGACCAGAAUAGGGAAGACGCCCGUGUACGACCUUCUCAAAGCCGAGGGCCAAGCCCACCAGCCUAAUUUCACCUUCCGGGUCACCGUUGGCGACACCAGCUGCACUGGUCAGGGGCCCAGCAAGAAAGCAGCCAAGCACAAGGCAGCUGAGGUGGCCCUCAAACACCUCAAAGGGGGGAGCAUGCUGGAGCCAGCCCUGGAGGACAGCAGUUCUUUUUCUCCCCUAGACUCUUCACUGCCUGAGGACGUGCCGGUUUUUACAGCUGCAGCGGCUGCUACUCCCGUUCCAUCUGCUGUCCCAACCAGGAGCUCCCCCAUGGAGGCGCAGCCCCCGGUCUCUCCUCAGCAGUCUGAGUGCAACCCGGUCGGCGCCCUGCAGGAGCUGGUGGUGCAGAAAGGCUGGCGGUUGCCUGAGUACACGGUGACCCAGGAGUCUGGGCCAGCCCACCGCAAAGAGUUUACUAUGACCUGCCGAGUGGAGCGUUUCAUUGAGAUUGGCAGUGGCACGUCCAAAAAGCUGGCAAAGCGUAACGCAGCGGCCAAAAUGCUUCUUCGAGUGCACACAGUGCCUCUGGAUGCCCGGGACGGGAACGAGGCAGAGCCCGAAGACGAUCACUUUUCCAUUGGUGUGGGCUCCCGCCUAGAUGGACUUCGGAACCGGGGCCCAGGCUGCACCUGGGAUUCUCUGCGGAAUUCGGUGGGAGAGAGGAUCCUGUCCCUCCGCAGCUGCUCCUUGGGCUCCUUGGGCGCUCUGGGCCCUGCCUGCUGCAGUGUCCUCAGUGAGCUCUCUGAGGAGCAGGCCUUCCAUGUCAGCUACCUGGAUAUUGAGGAGUUGAGCCUGAGUGGGCUCUGCCAGUGCCUGGUGGAGCUGUCCACACAGCCGGCCACCGUGUGCCAUGGCUCUGCAGCCACCAGGGAGGCAGCCCGUGGCGAGGCUGCGCGCCGUGCCCUGCAGUACCUCAAGAUCAUGGCGGGCAGCAAGUGAAGCCACGGCAGGACUCAUGAAAUACAUCCUCUGCUCCCUGCUCUUCCUGCGCCCGGCCUGUGCGCCUGCCCAGCUCUGGUACCCCCUGGAGGUGCCACCUCUACCUCUGACACAGACUGCAGGCUGAAGAAGGCACAGGGCCAGGAGCCAGGGACCACAGGGCCUCAGCUGGCUCAGGUUCUGCCGUCAUGUAACUGGUGAUGACCAAGGGGAAUGAAACUGGGGGCUUUCCCAUUAAGAGCCCCAAAUAAAUGUGCUGCU
This is a messenger RNA of Budorcas taxicolor (takin), 1456 nucleotides long. RefSeq names its product TARBP2 subunit of RISC loading complex (gene TARBP2). Gene Ontology annotation, cellular component: RISC-loading complex. Gene Ontology annotation, biological process: regulation of viral transcription; regulation of siRNA processing; regulation of miRNA processing. NCBI's taxonomy places the organism in Eukaryota, Metazoa, Chordata, Mammalia, Artiodactyla, Bovidae. The transcript has 9 exons. The record is from RefSeq and is a predicted model, not a curated record. Gene Ontology annotation, molecular function: siRNA binding; pre-miRNA binding; double-stranded RNA binding. Bases 95 to 1195 code for a protein of 366 amino acids.